Ctenopharyngodon idella (grass carp) is the source of this 1400-nucleotide messenger RNA. RefSeq lists its product as uncharacterized. Bases 204 to 995 code for a protein of 263 amino acids. The record is from RefSeq and is a predicted model, not a curated record. The transcript is spliced from 7 exons. NCBI's taxonomy places the organism in Eukaryota, Metazoa, Chordata, Actinopteri, Cypriniformes, Xenocyprididae.
ACCACCACAGAAAGUGUCAGGAAACAGCAGCGCUUCCCUGGAAGCAAAGAGCUUUUGAGUUGUAAGAGUUCCAGAGAGAGUCCAUUUAAGAUUCUUCUUGAUCUUGUAAUUUCUGCCUUUUUUGUACAGUGUAUAUAUAUAUAUGUGUGUGUGUAUACUGUGUAUGAAAAAACAAACUUUGCAGUGUCUUUGUAUGCUCAGCAAUGUGGUAUUUGGUCAUAGUUCUUAUCUUCACAGUAUAUGGUACCUAUGGCUGUGUGAUAACAAGUCCAGACCAGAAGGUUAAUGAUGGUACAGAUGUGUAUUUGUCGUGUAAUUUCCUUCAAUGUCCUGGACAUCUGGAUGUCAUGUCUCUCAGUGUGGAGUGGGAAUUCCAGAAUAUCUCUCAGACAGAAAUAAUCCUGUACUACAUCAGCAAUCAAAUUGUAUCAACAUUUCCUGGUGUAGUUUUUCGCGGAGAUGUCAAAAUGGGGAGUUUUGAUAUACACCUCCCAUCCGUGACCCGUGAGAACAAUGGAACUUACUUGUGUAGAUUGCGUCUCAGUGGCAGGUUCUUCAAGAAUUAUACACACCUUAUUGUCCAAUCAGCACAGAGCAGGAGAAACAGUCCAGGUGUGAUUCAUCCACAGGCUCAUCCUCUCUGGUGGCUGGCCCUGGUGUCAGUGGCUGGGUUUGUGUUACUAAUUGGUAGUGUGUUUUUUGGAAGGAGGGCUUGCAGAUCAAUCCAGAAAGGUGACGACUCAAAGCAAAAUAUGGAAGAGGUUAAAACCAGAACUGCCUCUGAAGACACGGGAAUCACAUACAAAGUGGGAUUCAGCUCUAUGCCUGUUCUGCCAGAAGUCAGCAGUCCUCCCAACAGUCCAGACAACAUCUAUAUUACCAUGCACAGUUUCCCAUUCACACCAGACGCUCCUGUCACAGCUGGACACAACAGACGUCUUCCCCCUGAUUGGCAGCCAGAGGAUGAGGAACCUGUAUAUACCCAAUGCCACUAAGAUACAUGAGUCACAAACAGAAUAAUUAAUUAUUUAAAUGGAUGAGCAUAAAAGCAAUUUGUAUUGUCACAUAGUAAAAUGUGCUUGAGGCGUUAGUCCCCAUCAUUCUGUUUUAGGUGAAGGUACACUGUUGCAUUAAAAAAGAACAUUGUUUUGGUUGUGCUUUGGCUCUGCGUGACCAACAGGUCUAAAAUAUAAACACUUAGAUAUAAUAUAGGCUUACCAUAGUGAAUCGGGGUAAGACAAAAACAUGUAUUGGAAGAAGGAUUUGUGAUGUAUUGACUCAAAUGUAGGCUACACAGUGUACCUUUAAAAUAUGCGUGUCAAUAAUUGGUUUACUUUGUAACAUUGCCCAGCUGACUGUACAUUAUCCCUCAUAAUAAAUCUGUAUUCAUCUGUCUGAAA